Molecule: messenger RNA, 1362 nt
Organism: Caenorhabditis briggsae
Lineage: Eukaryota; Metazoa; Nematoda; Chromadorea; Rhabditida; Rhabditidae
Gene: Cbr-lips-8
Product: Protein CBR-LIPS-8
Exons: 7
Coding region: 1-1362 (453 amino acids)
Biological process (GO): lipid catabolic process
Molecular function (GO): lipase activity
Source: RefSeq, a predicted model, not a curated record
AUGAAUCAUCUUAUUCUGUUUUUGUUAUGCUUGAUUUGCUGCUUAAUUGGAGUUUCUACUGAAUUCGAUAAGCAUUUUGCUGAUUUUAUCGAAGAACAUUAUGGGAAAACAUUUUUGGACACAUUGCAGAGAACAGACUUAGGAGAUGGCGGGUCAUUUGGUGGUAAAACAAAUGCAAAUGAUGAGAUAAAUCAUGAUCCAGUAGUAUUCGUUCAUGGCGUAUCUGAUAUUGCCGGUGGAAAAAUGCAAGCAUUGGCUGCCACAUAUAAGAAACAUGGCUAUACCACUGGCGAAUUGUAUGCCACAACCUACGAUAGUGGUUCCAAAAAUAACCCGAUUGCAUGGACAGAGUAUUCGUUGAAAUGUGAACAUGUAAAGCAGAUUCGCACUUUUCUUUUGGCAGUGAAGUAUUACACACAGAGAAAUGUAGAUGUUGUGGCUUAUUCGUUGGGAGUUCCAAUUGCUCGAAAAGCUAUUCUUGGAGGAAUUUGCGUUGACACGAAGGAAGAUCUGGGAUCUCCUUUAACUCAAUACGUGGACACCUUCAUUGGUGUAGCUGGCCCCAACCACGGGAUUUCUUUGCAGGUUGCUGGCAUUUCUGUGCCUGGCUGUGUUAUUGGUGCUAUCCCAAUUCUUCCUAUCUGUAGCAAAGUCAUUGGACUUUAUUCCGGAUUCUGCCCAACUGAGAGCGAAUUCUUGACGGAUAUCAAUGAAAAAAAUCAUUAUGAGGGGCAAUAUGUCUAUUCAAUGUAUGCGGAAACGGACGAAUGGAUUGGGUAUAAGAUUUGUGACAAAGUAACAGCCAGAAUCCCUGGAGAAGACGGUCACAAGUUGUACAAAAAAUUCUCUCAUGAUGAGAUUAUUCUUCGUACUUGUGAUAUGCAGAUUCAGAUGAUGCAAUAUCAUUCCUCUCAAUCUGACUUUGACGCAAAGUUAAGAGACGGAACAAGUUCUCGCCAAAAGCAAAACCGUGGUAGUAAAUUCAAGAUUGUCGCUGCUAGAACAGAAAGUGCGGAAGCAGAUGCAGAAACUGGUUCAAGAUCAAGGCCAAGGUCAAACUCUGGUCAAACCGCGAAACGAGAUAUCAGUGAAUAUGACUAUCUCAGUGAACUUAGCGAGUCGGCUUUUGAGUAUAUUCCUCCAAAGCUCCAACAAUCAUCAAAGGUCUCAUCCGACAGAAUAGCAAUUGUCACUGUUCCUCCCACUAUGACUACAACGAGAAGCUACGAAUCGUACCUGCCACGGAGAUCCCACAAUGUCAUUGAUAUGAUGAAUGCGAGGCCAUCCCCAUCUCCGCGAUCAGAAGGUGUCGCUGAUAACGUCGGCGGAUAUCAUACGCAUAUCAACGUGUCCUUCGAUUGA